Messenger RNA from Colletotrichum abscissum, 441 nucleotides. RefSeq lists its product as uncharacterized. The record is from RefSeq and is a predicted model, not a curated record. Bases 1 to 441 code for a protein of 146 amino acids. The transcript is spliced from 2 exons. NCBI's taxonomy places the organism in Eukaryota, Fungi, Ascomycota, Sordariomycetes, Glomerellales, Glomerellaceae.
AUGGCAGUGAACUUUGCAGAAUGCGCGGCAUCUACGGCGUCGGGCAUCUGCGGCUACCGCAGUAGUGAAAUCGGCGGUCGUGUGAAGGCCAAGGAUAGUUGCACCGCCAUUCUGCUGCGUACGCAGCCGCCGUCGACAUACCGGGAGCGUAGCAACAGCAUCCCAGGUUGCUGGUCACUGGUUGCGCGCGGCGGGCUCUGGUGGAUGCAGAACCCAUUUUCUCGUGUGGAUUCAGGCGUGUUGGAACUUGGAAGUGGUACAUGGUCGGAGACGGGGCGCCGCAAGCUGCAUCUGCCAUCGCCGGCCUCACGGCAUGUAACUGAGGCGAGGAGGCACAGCAACAGGGUGGCACUGGAGGACUGGUACGCAGCCAGGCCAGCGAGUGAGGGGAGGAGGAGGAGUGCCGAGGAGUGCCGUACGGAUGCGCCAUGCGUGCCGUGA